Messenger RNA from Toxoplasma gondii ME49, 3126 nucleotides. RefSeq names its product pre-mRNA-processing protein 8, putative. Gene Ontology annotation, cellular component: catalytic step 2 spliceosome; intracellular anatomical structure. The record is from RefSeq and is a predicted model, not a curated record. The transcript has 9 exons. Gene Ontology annotation, molecular function: RNA binding. NCBI's taxonomy places the organism in Eukaryota, Apicomplexa, Conoidasida, Eucoccidiorida, Sarcocystidae. The coding region runs from base 1 to 3126 and encodes 1041 amino acids.
AUGGGGGAGGCGUCUGACGGCUUGUCUCCCUCGCGGGUGCGUGAGCUUCUCCACGCCACUUUGGGAUUUUCAACGCGCGCGGUUGCAGACAUGGUCCUGGACGCUGCUCUUUCUUCUUCUUCUCUCUCUUCUCUCUCUUCUCGCCUCCAAGAGGUCGGCCUCUCUCCCUCACAAGCUUCUCGCCUAGCGACUGUCCUCUCCUCCGAACGGGGUGCUUCUUCUUCUUCCUCUUCUUCUUCCUCUUCUUCUUCCUCUUCUUCUUCGUUUUCUUCCUCUUCUUCUCUCCCUCCUUCUUCUGCUUCUCGUCCGCGAGAGGGAUCGCGUUCGGUGUCUCCGGACUCGAAGCGCGCCCGCACUGGAGACUCUGUGGAGGAGAGGAGGCGCGCAGAGGAGGAAGACAUUGCAGAGCGCGACGCGUUCGCUGCCCGCCUGCGCGCGCGCGAACAGGCGAGUUCCAGGAAGGUGGGCGCCGGACGCCUUCGUCACUCCGAGUUGGAGAAAGAAGGCGAGGCGGAGCAAGAAAAAGAACAAGACCGAGCGGGAGGCGCGGACCUGGACGACCCGCUGGCGAUCCUUCUGGAGGCGAGGAAGGGGAGAAACGAGAAGCUCCGAGACAAUGAGGACUAUGUGAAGCGUCUGCGAGAGGAGACGCGCCGAGCGUACCUGAAGAAGCGCGAGGAAGACCGCAUAGAGUUCGCCGAGAGGACUCUGAGGGAGAAGCAGUGGAUGUUUGCCGGCGAGAAGCUGACGGAGAAGGAGAAGAAGGACCUCGAGGUGGAACGCACAACUCUGGAGCUGGCCAAGACGGUCGUUCGGGAGCGCGAGUCGCAUGGCGUCGUCGACGCGUACGUGAUGCCGGACUCGUACGACGAGGACCAGGCAGCGCGCCUAAAAGUCAUGCAUCAAAAAUACGUGGAGGCGAAGGAACAUGUCAGCGAGCAACUCCUUGUCGAGCGACAGAAAGCAGCGCAUGCGCGCGUCGCCUUCGGUGCACAGCGUGGACGAGACGCCGCGGCGAAAGCCUACUCGCUGUUGAACGAAGAAGGCGCUGCGAUCGACUUCGAGCUCCUCGAAACGCAUGGCAAACAACCCCUCGACGAUGAGGACUGGAACCUCUCAAGAGACGAAAAAGAAGAGAAAGCCACACACCAGCGGAAACUCGCCAGACUCUCUCUCCAGGAGGAGCGGAAGAUGUUGCCUGUCUACGCCUUCCGGACGGAGUUCCUGCGAGCCGUUCGCGAGUACCCAGUCCUCAUCGUGGUCGGCGAGACAGGCAGCGGGAAGACGACUCAACUGCCGCAGUACCUCUACGAAGUCGGCUACGGCAAAGCUGGCAAAAUCGGCUGUACGCAGCCGCGAAGAGUUGCGGCCAUGUCAGUCGCCGCCCGCGUCGCGACCGAAGUCGGAUGCAGGCUCGGCCUCGAGGUGGGCUAUUCAAUUCGGUUCGAGGACUGCACUUCAGACAGAACAGUUCUGAAAUACAUGACGGAUGGGAUGCUCCUUCGAGAGUUCCUUACCGAGCCGGACCUCGCCAGCUACUCCGUCAUGAUGAUCGACGAAGCUCAUGAACGGACGCUCCACACAGACGUUCUCUUCGGCCUCGUCAAGGAUCUCGCGAGAUUUCGAAACGACUUCAAGCUCAUUGUUUCCUCCGCCACUUUGGAGGCGGAGAAGUUUUCCGAGUACUUUGAUCGAGCGCCGAUUUUUCGCAUUCCUGGGAGACGGUACCCUGUCCAGAUUUACUACACGAAAGCUCCAGAGGCAAACUUCAUCGAUGCCACCGUCGUCACUGUUUUGCAGAUUCAUUUAACGCAGCCUCUCGGUGAUGUCCUCGUCUUCCUGCCUGGGCAACAAGAAAUCGAGGAAGCUCUCGAGGAGCUCGAGCGAAGAGUUCGGGGGCGAGGAACGGAGAUCGGGGAGUUGAUUCUGUUGCCAAUUUACUCAACGUUGCCCGGCGAGCUGCAGGCGAAGAUUUUCGCGCCCACUCCGGAGAAGGCGAGGAAGGUCGUUCUCGCGACGAACAUCGCAGAGACUUCCAUCACGAUCGACAACAUCGUCUACGUCAUCGACUGCGGCUUCUGCAAGCAGAAUACCUACAGUCCUAAAACCGGAAUGGAGUCGCUGGUCACCGUUCCUUGCAGCAAAGCAGCAGUGAACCAGCGAGCGGGGCGCGCCGGACGAGUGAAGCCAGGUCACUGUUUCCGACUGUACACGCGCUUCUCUUACGAGAAGGAAAUGGAAGACGCAAACAUUCCAGAAAUCCAGCGAACGAGUCUCGGUCAUGUCGUUCUCGCGCUGAAGAGUCUGGGGAUCGACGACCUCAUAAACUUCGAUUUCAUGGACCCACCGCCUCCGGAGACGCUCAUCAAGGCUCUCGAACUCUUGUACGCUCUCGCCGCCCUCAAUGACAAGGGUCAGUUGACGAAGCUAGGACGACGCAUGGCUGAGUUCCCGCUGGAGCCAAUGUACUCGAAAAUGAUUCUUCAGGGAGAGAAAUACAAGUGUGUCGAUGAAUGCAUCACCAUAUGCGCCAUGCUCGGCGUGGGCAACAGCAUCUUCUACCGACCCAAAGACAAAGCGAUGCAUGCAGACAACGCAAGGAAAAACUUCUUUCGACCGGGGGGCGACCAUCUCACUCUCCUCAACGUCUACAAACAGUGGGAGGAAACCUCUUUUUCGGUACCCUGGUGCUACGAGAAUUUCAUCCAGCAUCGAUCGAUUCAGCGCGCUCGAGAUGUGCGAGAGCAGCUUCUCGACCUUCUCGACAGAGUUGAAGUUGAACUUUCUUCCGAUCCGACCGACGAAAGCGCCAUCAAAAAAGCAGUGACUGCCGGAUUUUUCACUCAGGGUGCCCGCUUGAAUCGGAAUGGAACCUACUCGACGAUUAAGCAGCCACACACCGUGGAGAUUCAUCCGCACUCCAGCUUGUUUGGCGAGAGUCCGAAGGUCGUCCUGUACACCGAGUUGGUCUUGACAACCAAGGAGUACAUGCGAAACGUCUUGGAGAUUCGCCCUGACUGGCUGCUCGAGGUGGCGCCUCACUUUUACCGAGACAAGGAACUCGAGCUCGGGAGAAUGCCUCUCCAAAUGAAGCAAAGGCAGAGAAUCAAACAAGAAACUGACUGA